AUGUCCAUGUUCUGCAUGAGUCGGACAUUCCUCCGGCAUUCCCGGGUACAGAGAUUAGGCUUCCUACCACGGAUACCUAUACUCAAGAAACCGCAAUGUCACAGAUUCACCCAAACACCACGACCGUGCGACUCCACCCCAAUCUACCAUCCGCGUCCCAUCUCUUACGCAUUUGAUCCAGCCACUCCAGCAAACCAGUCUAGUCCAACAUCCCCAGGAUUCUCAUUUCUACACCCAUCAAACCUCGCCCAAGAUGCAGAAUACCAACAUGCCAUCCCCCUCAACCCACAAAAUCUAAAAGUCCCCUGGCCAACCUCACUCCCCUGCGCUCUGCAAUCCAAAUACUGGCGCGAAGCAGAAGCCGCAACAAACGACUUAUUACAGACCCUCUUCCAAUCCAACAACAACCCCAAGGGAGAGAAAUACCUCACUGCAGUGACAGAAGCAGUGGUAUCCUACGCAAUCAACCUCCUUCCACUAUGCGAUCUCGAGAGGAUCAAGCUCCUCUCCAGGACAUUUGUCCUAGCCUUUCUGCACGACGAUGCAGUCGAUGCAGGGAAUAUUAGCGAUGAUGUUGUCUUGAUCCCUACAGAAAAGAACAGCAAACCAUCCCAUAAGGCCUUCAACAUCAUCUCGGAGGAGAUCCUCGCUGCAGAUCCCGUCAAUGGGGCUAUUCUCAUCGACGAUAUCCUAUCAUGGGGCUCUACGUCUCGAAACCACCAGCAAGGUCCAACGUGUUUCAGUUCUCUGGAUGAGUAUAUCACCCAUGGGUUAGAGGAUUUCGGAGCCACGCUUAUUCUCCGCUGCGUGGAGUUUUCUAUCGCUGAUUCUCGUUCUUCUUCGCCGAUGGAUCUUCAGAGUAUCAGCUAUCUCAAGUCCCUCUGUGCGAAACAUCUGCUCCUUACGAACGACUUGUACUCGUAUGCCAAGGAAGUAGCUAGCGGAGAUACAGGUCUCAAUGCAGUUCGAGUCGUGCAGGAUCUCAUGGGGUGUUCUGACUCUUCUGCCAAGAUGAUGGUUCGACUUAUGCUACGUGAUGUGGAGAGACAGAUGGACGAAGAGUAUACUCGACUCGACACAACCAGCAGUACGAAUAGUGUGAACGACGCGCAAUUGAAACACGCGCGAGCGAUGAUUAUCGCUGUAGCAGGGAAUAUGUACUUCUCAGCGACAUGCGAUCGGUAUGCCAGGGCUGUGGAGGGGUCGAGAUUGGUAUAA
This is a messenger RNA of Aspergillus tubingensis, 1218 nucleotides long. RefSeq lists its product as uncharacterized. The coding region runs from base 1 to 1218 and encodes 405 amino acids. The transcript has a single exon. The record is from RefSeq and is a predicted model, not a curated record. Lineage: Eukaryota; Fungi; Ascomycota; Eurotiomycetes; Eurotiales; Aspergillaceae.